AUGUAUUCAAUCAUUCCUUGCGUGCGACGGUGCGGGUGGGUGGCGCACCUACGUGCGUUUGUGUACUUCCCCUUCGCUUCGUGGGCCUUCGCGGCUGACCCUCCCGCCGCGGGCGCAGAGGCAGCCGGCGAGCAGGCGAGCGCCACCCUGCAGGAGCGGGCGGAGCAAGCAAGGCAGGAGAAGGCGGCGGCCAGGGAGGCGGCUGAGGCGGCCAAUGCCAAGCGGCUGAAAGCCAUGCAGGAGCGGCUGGCGGCCUGGCAGCAGCAGCAACAGCAGCAGCAGGGGCAGCAAUCGUAG
Monoraphidium neglectum is the source of this 297-nucleotide messenger RNA. RefSeq lists its product as hypothetical. NCBI's taxonomy places the organism in Eukaryota, Viridiplantae, Chlorophyta, Chlorophyceae, Sphaeropleales, Selenastraceae. The record is from RefSeq and is a predicted model, not a curated record. The coding region runs from base 1 to 297 and encodes 98 amino acids. The transcript is spliced from 3 exons.